ACUGCCGUAGACAAUGCCGACGCGUUGAAAGUCUUCUUCGAUAGAUUUCCAGAAUAUAAAAAUCGGGAAUUUUUUAUUACGGGCGAAUCCUAUGCUGGUGUCUACGUGCCGACGUUGGCCGCCGAGCUGAUUCGACGUUUUAAGAAUAAGCAGAUGCUCGACGUGAAUUUGGUUGGUUUGGCGAUUGGCAAUGGAUUGAUCAGCUAUCGAUCACAGAUCAAUUCGAUCAUCGAUAUGUUCUACUAUCGUGGAUUCUACGGCAAAGCGUUAGUUGAUUUUGGCUACGAAUUUGAACUGGAUAUUGAAAUUAUUGAUCUCAAGAUCAGGAGUCAAGAUCAGCAUGAAUCAAGAUCAGCCUUGAAUCAGCAGCAUGCCCUUACCCGUUCGGCUGAAGGCCUGCUGAUUCAAGGCACAUUCCCUGGUGGUCAAUUCGAACGUCUCCUACCGUGUUGUGCAUUCGAUAAGAAGCCACCGAGUCCGCAGCCGUUGGCCUACUGCGAUUUCGCCAAAUACAUUAAAUUCGAUCCGCAUUCGGGAUCAAUCGAGCCAAAGAUAUUCAAUAAUAAGACCUUGCAGACGUGUGCAGAUCUAGUGGUGGAGAUGAGUGAUCAAAUUCCAUGGGCAGUUCUGUCACUGGCUUCAAAUUCAGUCACUGGCUCAAAAUUCAGGGAUGAUCCGUACAACACGAAUCAGGCUUGCUAUAUGGACAUGGUGAGUGCGCCCAGUUUGAAAGCGCAUCGGAUGCAGCGCCGAUUCCGGCCGCUCUCGAGACAUACCGUCGAUAGUAUGGUGAUGAAAGGUGAAGACGAGGGCGAUGAGACUGUCGAUUGGACGUUUACUGAUCAAGGGGCGCUUGAGGAUAAUGGUCAUUUGAAAGUGAUUUUUGAGUUGGGAAGGGGAAAAUGA
Messenger RNA from Anisakis simplex (herring worm), 906 nucleotides. NCBI's taxonomy places the organism in Eukaryota, Metazoa, Nematoda, Chromadorea, Rhabditida, Anisakidae. The record is from the annotation of a GenBank genome assembly.